Planococcus citri (citrus mealybug) is the source of this 1742-nucleotide messenger RNA. RefSeq lists its product as uncharacterized. The transcript has 2 exons. The coding region runs from base 519 to 1100 and encodes 193 amino acids. NCBI's taxonomy places the organism in Eukaryota, Metazoa, Arthropoda, Insecta, Hemiptera, Pseudococcidae. The record is from RefSeq and is a predicted model, not a curated record.
UUGGUUGAAACGAGAGUGACGUCAACUCGACUGCAUGUUUGUAACCGAAACCGAAACGUAAAAAACAUCGUUCACCAUCAACGCGUAAAAAUUUGAUAACAUCUCCGCGCUGUGUGUGUGUGUGUGUGUGUGUGUGUAAAAUAAAUAUAAAUAAAGCACCAAAAAUACAUUUUCCGAGUAAAAAUUGAGCUUUUAUUCGAAAGGCUGACGAAUGUACUCGUAAAUUCGAAUCAUUUGCGUAGAAAAUUUGUUAUUCCGCGUACAAACAGACUGAAAUUCGGUUCGCAAUUUCCGUCCAUUUCUCAAUGUGAAACGUUCUCAACCUCGGAUACAAAACCGUAUGUUAUUUUUACGACUGCAACAUUCAACACGAUGGACGUGAAAUAACAAUGUUACAGAUGCACGAUACAAGUCUGUUUCCGUAUCAUCACCGUUUAUAUUGCGACAGCGUACAAAAAUAACGAAACAAUUUCAUCAUCUUUAUCAUCGGUAAUUUGAUAAUCAAAUCGAUUCGAAGAAUGCCCAAUCCGGUUAGAUCGGCUUUCAUCUACUUGAUGCAUCUCGCUUGGAAGUCUCGUCUGCAUAUACCGUUUCUAUUGACCGUGUGUUUUCUGGUGUUCGACAUUCGAUUACAAUUAGAAGUCAACAUCAACAUGACUAGAAGACGGGCUCCGCGUUUAGUCGCCGGAAAUAACGAUAAUAAUGGAAACUACGCCGCCAAUAAUGCCGACUACAAUAUCGACGACGACGCGAACGAGCACGAUGACGAUGAUGACAACGACGACGACGACGAAGACGAUGAUGAUUCACGAAACGAUCACAGGAAUCGUUUGACCAUCGAAGAAUGUAAACGUAAUCGCGAUGAUCGCGAAAUGGAAAAUUUUACCAAUAUUAUGAAUAUUCUACCUUCGUUACGUGUUCCUAUGCAAAAGUAUCCUAAUAGUUCCAAAAUCCUCAUCUUGAGACCUAGCCUAUUUCAUCAAAUAAGUACGGCGCUCGAAAAACAUUACAAAACACACGCUCUUCAGUCAUCCAAAACUGCGCCAAGCGUGAUAUUCGAGUCUCAUAACAGUCACAACGGUCCCAGAUGUGUCUUGUGAAUUUAUGUCUACCUAUUCUCGAUAUAAACGCGUCUAGUAAACGCUGCAGUUUUUCAGACAAAGCUUCGUGUUAAGGAUGAAUAAUCAAUCGUACGUCGUAUUUUAGCCAUAUUUUCUCUUUUUUUUUGCGUUAUUUUUUUGAAUCCGUGAAAACACUAUCAAUAGUGGCGCGAUAAUCAUUUUGAAGAUAUACAAACACGUCGACUGAUUCGAUAACGAAUUACGAUUUACUUUCCGGUGCCUUCAAAAUGUAUGUUUCCAGCGCCUGAAAUCAACUGUUUUAUUUAGCCAUCUCGAGGCCUUAUUAAUUAUUAAUUCGUCGAUGCGAUCGUGUACAUAGUUGUAUAUAAUAUUUUUCUCGGUUUAUGUGUGUUAAUUUUUGCUCCCAUGUGUACCAAUGUGAACAUUACUGCUGUAUUAGAACACGCAGAUUGUUACCGUUGUAUGCAACUCGAUGUUUUACUAUGUACUUUGUAUAAGUUGUAACGUUAUGUCUACAAGAAACUAAUGUUUUCAUCGUAUAAUUAUUAUAUUUCAUCGAUAUCAUUCUAUCUUCGUUCAAAUUCAGCGAGCUGAGUAAUUAAUGUAUAAUGUACCAUUCUCAUGUUGUAUUAUUACUUAAUAAAAAAUUUGUUACGUUCA